CGUCCCCGUCGGUGCAAGGCGAGCAACAGGCAGAAGCAGAAGAAGAAGAAAAAGGAGAGGAAGAAGAAGAAGAGGAGGAACCCUGGGCCAGCGGCCAUUUCCCCCUUGGCUUCCUCCUCCUUCUCCUUUUCCUCCGUGUCUCUGGAGUCACGCGUGGCGGAUGCAGCUCUAACUUAUGGUGAAUCUCCGUACUUGAUUCCUGUGGUUUGACCGAAGUUGCUGGAGCCUGCAUGCUGCUUCAUGCAGUCACACGUUCUGGGUCAUGAAACUUAAUCCACAGCAAGCUCCACUGUAUGGUGACUGCCUCAUCACCAUAUUGCUCACUGAAGAUGACCAAGUUGGAAAUGAUGAUGUAGUUUUUUACCUAGUUUUCACUGGAUCUGCUGUUCAACACUGUACCAGCACGAGGAAACUUGAUUCAGGGAAAUUGGAGACCAUUGCCCCUGGCCAUGACUGCUGUGAGACCGUGAAGGUCUCUCUGUGUGCUGCUAAGCAGGACCACCCCGUUCUGGUGGUGGCCGAGGACAGCUUGCAGUUUGUGCAGGAUGAAGCUUACGAUGCCGCGCAGUUCCUGGCAACCUGCGCUGGGAACCAGCAGGCGCUCAACUUUACAAGAUUCUUGGAUCAGUCCAGGCCGCCUGCUGGGGACAUGGACUUUUUGGAUGAGAAAUUGACCCUGGCAUUUCGGCACCUGAAAUUGCCAGCCGAGUGGAAUGUGUUAGGGACAGACCGUGCCCUCAAUGAAAAUGUCUCCCAGGAGACGCUGAUGCAUUUUGCAGUAAGGCUGGGGUUGCAGCGUCUGACGUGGUUCCUGUUGCAGAAACCGGGUGGAAGAGAAGCCCUUGACGUUCCCAAUCGGGAAGGGGCUACCCCCAUAGGUUUGGCCUUGGAGAGGGGCCAUCAGAAGCUUCACCAGCUCCUGAUAGAGAAAGAAGCCAGCGAACCCUGCUGCUGGAGCACCUUGUCCCAAGUAGUACAUUCGGAGGAAUACUGUGUUGUUAAGUACCACCAAGGGUUAAGUGUUUACACGUUGACAACGGACGUUAAGAAAGGAGUAGGGCCCAGCAUGGAGAAUGACCUCCUUUGCCUCCGGAUGCACAUGCAGAGCCACCGGGAUAUGAAUCCAAGCGAAUGCCCACAUCCUGCACAGCCCUGCAAGGACUGUAGCUCAAGCACUGACGCGAGGGACCAUACAGCUGCACCCGGGGACAAUCUUUGUGAAGUUGUGGCAGAAGGAAGCCAGGGAGAUCCUUCUGACCCACUGGAUCUAGAGGCAAUCCAGAUUUUGGUGCCUUCUUGCUUUGAGGAGGGCCCCUGCCAGCAAGAGGACGAGCUCUUAGACAUACCCAAAGUGUUGUUGGGGCUGGAGGGUGUCGAAAACUCAAGACCUUCCUGUAGGAGUGAACAUACAAUUGCUGAGCUGCACAAAGAGGAAGAGGAGGGGCUAGCUUUUGCUGCAGGUUUUAAGGCAGCAUCGGAGGAACGUGACAAGCAGCUGUGCCUGGUUAAUGGACUUCAUGGGACUGCAGACCUCCCCUCCUGUGGAUGUACAAAUAGGGAAGUUGGGAUGACAUCCCCCAGUGUUGUUUUGGGGCCAGACGACCUGAGCGACAGUGGUAAACUAUACGACAGUGCUAACUUUCCCCAGGAAGUGGAGACAGCCACACCAAGAGACAUAAAGCAGCCAGCUUCCUGCAAGGAAGGCAAUGUAGCGAUGGGGCAAGGAGAAUGCAAGAGCUGUACGGGAGCCACAGACGUUACCACAACAGCUCAGCAGCCUGUGGAGAAUGACGAGCAUGAUAGCGAGCCCUCUGCAACCACGGCUGUGGAAGUGGUAUCACCUGAUGUGGCCACUGCAUCCUUGCUUGGAGAUAAUAGUGCCAUUGCUGCUUGCCAAAGUGUGCGUGAUGAUGAUGAUGGACCUGGAGAAGUGAUGCUUCCACAAGGUAAUGAGCUUGUGAUUAUUGAUGCAGAUGUUGGUCCUUUGGAGAGUAGAAGGAGUGAACAAACAGGACCAGAGAUCUCCACCAACAAGAAUGAGUUUAGAAAAUGUCCUGAGGAUUGCGAGCGCCUGGGAAAUGAGGUGCAAAGUUCAGCUCUGGAAGACCCACUUGCAAUCAACAUGGUGGGGAUUUUGGAGAAGUCAACAAAAGAUGACCCUGUAGUAGAAAUAAACAGUAAUGGAGAAGAAUGGGAAGAUGGACAUAUGAAUAAUAUGAAUGCUGGGAUGGGUGAUUUGGAUUUGGGCGACGGAGUCCAAAAUGUUCCUCCUCCUCCCAGUGCAGAAAGUGAUAAGCCAGGUCCAACGUACAUGGAGGCCAUCAACCUCCCUGCCAGUGACGGCAUAACACCGAUUGUAGCUGACGGGCAGGAGGAGCAAAAAAACGUUGAGCUGAAGCUGCCAGGAACUGAAACCAGCAGCUGUGGAGGAAGUGCUGACUCUACUCCUUUCUUUCUGGGCCUGGAUGUUGCUCCGUGCCACAUUCACGAGCAGGGAGUUGGCACAGAUGAGCACUGUAGCGUCUCUCCCUUGCACACUGAGCCCACUGGUGCCUCUAAACUGCCUCCAUGCUUCCUAAGCCCUGCAGUGCCAUCCCUCGUCGAGGAGCAGACUCUCAGUAAACAAGCCGAGAUGGCAGGAAGCGAUUGCGAGCCGGACCGGUUUAGCAAAAACGCUCAGGAAUUCAUAGCUGCGGCUUCCGCCUUGCUUGUGGAAGACGUUAUCCAGCAGGCCCGACUGACUCUGGCUCAGGAAGAGAAUGCCCAAGCAGCCCCUGCCGGCCAGAAGGCGUCUCUGCGCCUCGAGGACCUUGCCCUGCCUUCCCUUGGCAAGGGUACGGAGCGUCUACAGGGUAAUUUAAUGGGCACACCCUCUGCUGUUCAUGAUAAUGAAUCCAAACAAAACCAGGAAGUCGCAGCAGAAACAAUCGUGGAGGCAGCGGGAGCAAAAGAACUGACUGCGGUUGCCGAGCACGGAAGCCCCGUGUGCCUUGAGCUAACAACAACGAAUCAUUCUCCGGUUAUUGGGCAGCAAUAUUUUGGUGAGAACAGUUUACAACUGCCUGAAAGUGGGCAGGAACUACCUGGCAAGGAGACGGCUUCGUUAGAGGGCCUGACAACAGCAACAACAGCUGUUGUGCCACCUCCUGCUUUGGAUCAAGUUGAGGAACUCCAUGUAAACAAAGGUAAUCCUGAGGUCGGCUCAAAGGGAGAAGCCGCCAACCCAGUAGCAGGUGAGAAUGUGAAAGUUGGUGAAGUUGGGGCUUAUCAAGCAACGCUUGCACUCUCAGAGGAUGCCCCUUUGUGUGACGAGGAGGUCCUCUCUGCUGAUGCUGUGGUACACAGUCAAGUGGAUCUUGAUUCAGCUUCAUGUGGAAUUUCUGCAGCCAGUGGAGCUUCUGAUUUAAUGGAAGUCCCACUGCUCACCCCCUGUGAGCUGCUCCCAGGAAGUCUUCUCCAGGAAGGGGAGGAGGUGGAAAAUGUGCCUUCAAGGAUAUUGCUACAGCCAAUUGCCGAAGAGCCCCCAUGUGAUGCUGACUCUGGUUCGGAAAUGCUGUUUGUGGUGGCUGAGGGUGAAGCUACCCUUGUGGCUAACGUAGCCCCCUUGGAAGCUAUGGCUCAAGCCCACAAGGCUCAGGGGGAAGACAGCCAAGCUGAGCCACAGGAGCAGCUUUUGCAACCCUCUCCCUCUUGUGUUGUUGAACUUCCAGAGCAAGUGGAAGUGCACAGUCCUGUUCCAGAAGAUGGUAAUGUUUUGGUGGAUAAUGUUGAUCACAUAACAAAAGAACCCCAUGAAGCCCCACUGAUGACCGAGUCAAAUGGUCAGUUGGUAUCUCCGGCUGGAAAUCCCAUGGAAAUAUUUCCUUUAUUGGAAUCUGAAAUUGAGACCCAGGAUAUAGAAGAUACUGGGCCCACCGCUACUGGAGAAGGGGAUUUACAUUUGCAACCAGACGGAUUGGUGAGGAAGAAUGAAAACUUAGGGCCAGCAAGAUCGUCACCUGCUGCAGAGGCCAUAGAGAUGAAAACCGAAGAAGAGGUUGACGCUUCAAGAGGCCCGACGGAGACACCUACUUCUGAAGGAGUGAUUAACCGUGAAAGCUGGUGUCCUGCUGAAUCUUCUUCAGAUGCCUCACUUUUGGAAACAAAGCACUCUUGUCAUUCUUCAGGAAGUUAUAAUUUUCUAGAUCGAUUAACUGGUAAUGACACCUCCUCGCAAGGCAUCCUUAAAACGGGAUCUGGGAGUGUGACGGAUCUCUUUCCAUUGCCAGGAGAAGAUGGGAUGGAUGAAGUGGACUUUGGGAAGCAGCCUGAAGAGGAGCAGUCAGCUGGAGACAGCACGAGUUCAAGUUCCUCAGCUGAUGAUACAAUAUCCCUGGAAAGGAACUCUUCAGUGGGGAGUGACGUCUCCCUGCCUCAGGCUCUCAGCCAAACCAAAGACCAGUACAGUCCGGAUGGGAACCCCUUCAACACGGCAGUGGGUGCCGAAGAUCAAGGCGGCGGAGCUGUUGUGUUGGGAGAACUGGAGGAGGAGCUGGAUAGCAUCACAGAAGUGCCUCCACCUCCGUCUUCCUUAAGGAACUCCAUAAGGCCCUUGUCUCCUUUCCGGCGGCACAGCUGGGGCCCGGGAAAAAAUGGCAGUAGUGAAUCCGAAGUCAACCACCGGAGUUCAAUGCGAUUGCUGGGGGAUGGUGUAAAGAAGCCUCCCACUCAUAGGAGAAGUAUGAGCUGGUGUCCCUUGGGUGUCCAGUGCACUGCCAUGGGUUCCGACUUUAAUGGUAGAAGCUAUAGUUUGGAAGGCCUUGCUGGAGAGGCCGGCAGCAUGAAGAAGCCAUCCUCAGGUUUGGAGACGGCAUCUCUCAACGCCAAAGAUUUGCGACAGAAUUCCCUCACAAACGAUGAGCGAGGGUCGUUGGUCUCACUCACGGAAGAGGAACUGGAAUCAGAGCAAGCAGAAAUGAGAAGCUUUGACCGCCAGAUGCACCAACGAUCACAGCCCCGUGCCUUCAACUUUUCCACAACUGCUGUUUCUCCUCCAUUGACUAAAUCGAUGUCUCUUAUGACCAUCACUCAGGCUGGACCAGAAAGAGGAGCCCAAAAGAAUUACAUGGAUCUUGUAAAAAGAUUUCUGCAAGCCCCGGGACGGACUCGGCCAUCCAGGCGGAUUUCCUUCUCCUUCAGCAUCUCUCCACUCAUUCCUAAGUCUAAAACUGUCUUUUCUAUUGGCUCUUCUUCCAGUGAUGAGGAGGAGGAGUUGGAUAGUAACCGAUCUUUCAGCAGCACUGGCAGUUCACUGACUCAGAGCAUCUCUGAGGAGAGUGGCAAUUUCCUGCCUCCCAGCCCCUCCAGAAAAGACUUGGAAGGCAAAAGCGGGACGAAAGUUAGCCGCACAUUCAGCUACCUCAAGAACAAAAUGUCUAGCAGUAAGAAGAGCAAAGAAAAGGAGAAAGACAAGGAGAGGAUCAAAGACAAGGACAAAGACUCCAAAGAAAAGGACAAGGACAAGAAGACAGUCAAUGGACACCUCUUCAGCGCCACCCCAACGGUGGGGCCUGUCAGUUGCUAUCAUUGUAUGAAGCCUUUUAACAAGGAUUCCUUUGCCUGUUCAGGCUGUGGCGUCAUUGUCCAUAAAAGCUGCAAGGAGAGUUUAGCUGCUUGUGCCAAGGUCAAAAUGAAGCUCCAGAAAGGAGGCCUUCAGGCACAUGAUACUUCCUCGUUGCCCACUGUCAUUAUGAGAAGUAAGACCUCACAGCCAAAGGAGAGACCUCGAUCUGCCAUACUGGCUCCAGACGAAAGCAAUGUGACCUCCUUGUUCAGUAAUAGGCGAUCCCAGCAGAACCUGGCCCUUUCUAAAAGCGUCUCCAUUCAAAACAUUGCUGGAGUUGGAAGUGACGAAAGCAUUCUCCACACGUGGAAAUUCCUCUCCCAAUCAACAGACUCCUUGAAUAAAAUCAGCCGGGUAAAUGAGUCCACAGAGUCAUUAACAGAUGAAGGUGCAGAUAUGAAUGAAGGUCAGCUCAUGGGAGAUUUUGAGUCUGAUUCAAGGCAGCUGGAAGCCCAGUCUUGGAGUCAAGUAGUAGACAGCAAAUUCCUCCAUCAGCAAAAGGGGAAUGUGGUGAAGAGGCAAGAUGUCAUAUAUGAACUGAUGCAGACAGAGAUGCACCAUGUUCGCACCUUGAAGAUUAUGAGUGACGUCUACAGCAGAGGAAUGGUGAAGGACCUGCAGUAUGAGCCGCACAUGGUGGAGAAAAUCUUCCCUUGCCUGGAUGACUUGAUAAACAUCCACAGUCAAUUCUUUCAGCGAAUUUUAGAGAGGAAAAAGGAAUCUCUGUCAGACAGAAGUGACGUGAACUUUGUAAUCAAAAGGAUAGGGGACAUCCUAGUGAACCAGUUUUCUGGGGAAAAUGCCGAACGAAUGAAGAAAACCUAUGGCAAGUUCUGUGGGCAUCACAACGAGGCAGUGAAUUAUUUUAAAGACUUGCUAUCCAAGGACAAACGGUUCCAAGCAUUCAUCAAGAAAAAGAUGAGCAGCUCUGUCGUGAGGCGCCUGGGGAUUCCUGAGUGCAUCUUGCUAGUGACGCAGAGAAUCACGAAAUACCCAGUCCUAUUACAGAGAAUACUGCAGCACACAAAAGAAAACGACAUUGAACAUCAGGAUCUGGUGCUUUCCCUCAACCUGGUGAAGGAGGUCAUCACCGCUGUGGAUAGCAAAGUCAGCAACUAUGAGAAGAAGAUGCGCCUCAAUGAAAUCUAUACCCGAACAGACAGCAAGUCCAUCAUGAGAAUGAAGAGCGGGCAGAUGUUUGCCAGAGAGGACCUGAGACGCAGGAGGUUUGUCCGGGAUGGACCAGUCUCUCUGAAAAAUGCAGCUGGUCGAUCGAAAGAGGUUCUGGCUGUACUCCUCUCAGAUGUCCUGAUAUUCCUCCAGGAAAAGGACCAGAAAUACAUAUUUGCCUCUCUGGAUCAAAAAUCCACUGUAAUCUCAUUGAAGAAACUGAUUGUCCGUGAAGUGGCCCAUGAGGAGAAAGGCUUGUUUCUGAUCAGCAUGGGAGGAAAAGACCCGGAAAUGGUGGAAGUCCAUGCCAGCUCCAAGGAGGAGCGCAACAGCUGGAUUCUCACCAUCCAAGACACAAUUAACACUAUGGAUAAAGAAGAAGAUGAAGGCAUACCCAGCGAAUCAGAAGAGGAAAAACGUGUGCUGGACACCAAAGCAAGGGAACUGAAAGAACAGCUCCAGCAAAAAGAUCAGCAAAUCAUAACGCUGCUGGAGGAGAAGGAUAAGAUUUUCCGAGACAUGACAGACUGCAGCAUGAGGCACGAGGAGAAUGCGGGAGCCCGAACUUUGUUCCGGUCCAAUACUGAAGAGGCGCCCAAGGGGCAAAGUGUGAUGAAGAAUGUAAUCAGUGAAGUUGAGCUAUUACAGGGGCUGGUAAGCAGGAGCCUAGGAAGUGCCCUUGGCCCACAGUUGAGCAGCCUUUCCUCCGAGCAGGAGACUGUGGGGCCCAUCUCCCUCCCCAGGAGAGCAGAGACAUUUGGAGGAUUCGACAGUCACCAAAUGAAUGUAUGCAAAGGUGGGGAGAAGGAUGAAGGUGAUGACGUGCAGGAUCUUCGGAGGACAGAAUCUGACAGUGUCUUAAAAAAGGGAGGAACAGCAAACUUGAUGUUUGUGCUGAAAAGGAACAAUGAGCAAGUUCUCCAGAGCAUAACACACCUCCACAGCUUGCUGGGCACAUUGCAGGCAGUUGUGGUGCAGCAGGACACCUACAUUGAGGACCAGAAGCUUCUUCUUACUGAGAGGACUCUGAGCCGCAGCUCUUUCCGGCCCAACUCCCUGAUUGAGCAGGAGAAGCAGCGGAGCAUGGAGAAACAGAGGCAGGAGCUGGCCAACCUUCAGAAGCAGCAGGCCCAGCACCAGGAAGAGAAACGGAGAAGGGAGCGAGAAUGGGAAGCCCGGGAGAAAGAGCUGGUGGAGCGGGAGGCCCGGCUGACCCAGCGAGAAGACCAGGCCCAGAAGGAACACCAUAACCUGGAGAAGGAGAGGGAAGAGCUACAGCUAAAGAAAGCUGCCUACCAACUUGACUUGGAGCAUCUUCGGGCUGCCCAAAAGCAGCUAGAGAAGGAGAAGGAACAACUGAAGAGAGAUAUGGAGCAGUUCUCUCAGCCACACACAGAGUCCAGUUUCAACCGGUUUUCCAACCAGCAUGCCAAGGUGGGUCGGACCCCUUCUAUGCCUGUGGCUGAGGAAUCGUCUUGCAGGUCACUGAGUGCUUCUUUCGGCAAACAGGGUCUGUUGGACACAGAACUCUCAGUAUCGCCCAAAAGAAACAGCUUCUCAAGGGCACACAAAGAGAAGAGCUCUUUCCACUUAAGUGGCACCACAGCGUCAAGCCAAACCAACAAACAAGCCGAGGGACACAUCCCGAUGCCCAACCGCCUCUUUGGCUUGGCCAAGCCAAAGGAGAAGAAGGAAAAGAAGAAGAAGGGCAAAGGGCACCGCAUACAGCCAUCUGAUACUCACUCACCAGAAGCAGGUCCAGAGGGUGAGGAGAUCUUCUGCUAACUUCACCUCUCUCCAUUUCACAAGGAUGAGACCACCUCUUGUUCCACUCAGCCAAGCAUAUGCCAUAUGGGGGCCAACACAUUGGUGACUCUCCCUUCUCUUCAUUGAAUUAGCAUUGGGUUUCCUUACAGCAGAAACUCAUCUGGAAGCUUAGAGUUGCGGCCUAUCCUUUACUUCUCUGUUUCUUGAAGAUCUUACUUUUUAAAAGGUAUCUAAAAAGUCAGUGUGGAGGGGAGGUUGCCCUCAGAGAGGAACUUUGGAUGUGACCAGACUGGGCGGGCUCGGUUUUGGUUACUCAUGUUCUCGAAAAUGUCCACUCUUUGUAUAUUUGCUGGUUUACGGCUUGCACAGACAGACACUCCCCUGGAUUUCUGCUCAUCUCCAAAAAUGUGUUUGUAUUAUUGCUGGGGAAUGGAAGGAAUAUAUCCCAGGGGCAACCAAGCUUAUCUUCUCAUAGGGAACACCACCAAAAAUCCAAAAGGCCUCAUUUGUAAAUAGAUGGGGCUCUUUAUGCAGUGUUUAUACACUGGUAUGUAUAGAUAUACUGUAUAUAUUCGUACACUUUAAAAUAUACAUAUAUAAAUAAAUGUAGUUGUGUAUCCAUUGGGAGAUGCACUAAUUCUGUACAGAAAACUUGGAAGAGCUUAGCUCUAUACCCUAAAGGGUUCAUUGAUAUCUACUAAACUGUUCAGGGACUGUGUCAAUAACGAAAUAUCUUUGUACUUUUUGAUCUUCAAAUGCUUUUGCCACCAGUAACCCCUUUGUAUAGGUUUGUUUUUGGGGAAUGGACUCAAAGGCCAGCUAAUGGGACAGAGACCUUUACAGCGUUGAGCUUUGGCUGGAGAACCUGUCUGUAUAUUGACUCCUACAGGAGGAUGUCCUGGCAGUUACAUUAUAGGGAGACUAGAAGCAAUGGGCCUGCUUGUCGGUGGCAGUUCCAUCGAUGGCAUCAGAUUCUUCUACUUGGAAAGCUCUGUGGAUUUGAAAACAUUUGAACUUGGUGAAGACUUUAAAUGGGGAUGGAAUAGAAAUAUGAACACCCUUUCCUAGAAUGCUUGUAUCUCACUUGCCGUGUUCAAACUGGAAAGCUGUUAAUGCAACAUAGGAUUUCUUUGAGAGAUGCUGGAGUGGUCAUAGUUUUCAGCCGCAGAUGGAGGGGAACCCCCUAUUUCUCAUUCUUGACUUCUCCUAUCAACCUCAUCAGGACAUUUUUCAGUUUCUCCCAAUUUUCAUGCAACUCCAUCAUCAUUUUGAAAGCUUAUUGGGGGAGGUAAUGAGAUUGGCUGCCAUUUAGCUUUUUAAAAGCCACACCCUAACCUGAAGUAUAUUAAUCUACCUGCAACAGAACAAUGCAAUAUGUCUCCAAGCUUUGUUUACUGGGAAAGCUGAAGCUUAAAUUACAGAGUUCCCAGACUGGUCCUGUCAUUACUUUGAAUCAGAACCAGUUAUCUUUUUGAAAAAGACGUGUUAACAUGAUGUAAACAUGAACCGAUCCUUGAUUUUUAAAAAUGGCUUCUUACUGCAACCUAGAGCAGGCACGGGAAAACUUCAGCCCUCCAGCCCACUGGCUGUUAGGAAUUGUGGUAGUUGAAGUCCAAAACUCCUGGAGGGCCAAAGUUUGCUCAUGCCUGUCCUAGAGUCUGGAGGUGCUCCACUACAUGGAUGGUCCUUUCACCAUGCCGUUUUCAUUUUGAGCAUUGGAAGGCAGUGAAGGGAGCUACGUUGUGGUACAUUUCCAGCUCAGAAAGAGUUGUGUGUGUCGGUCUUUUCAGGAAUCUUUUUUUGAACAUCUGAAUUAAUUCUUCUAGUCAUGCCAUUUUUGAGAACAAGGCUGUCUUCCUCAAACAUACCCUCUAAUCUCUUCUUUUUAUCUUUCUGUCAUAAUUUAUUGAGAGGAAGGCACAACCCCAUUUUGAAUUGCUAGAGUCAUGGCCUUUCCCAUAUGCAUUUUCCCUCUGCUGAAGUUCUGUUUAGAAAACAUCUUCAGAGCAUGGAAUGUAAAAUCCCUGAACGCAUUUAAGUUAAGCUGUGUCCCUUUUCCCACUGGGAGAAAGAAGCGGAAGGUCUGGUAAUGAAAGAGGGCUCGUUCUAGCACCUUGAGCCAGUACAAGUUGACUUGUCAAAUUUGUGAGUAAUUGCAAUGGAAGAGGAAUAUUUCUAAUUAUAGAGUCUCGCUUAUCCAACAUAAAUGGGCCAUCAGAACAUCAAAUAGAUGAAACGUUUGGAUAAUACGAAGUCUCCAACUGUUACCCGUCUGACGCAUCGCUGGACACCUAGAAUACUCACAAUAGGGACUCAAAGGGUUAAGGCAAAGCAAUGCCUUGGGGCUAGAGCGACCCAGUAGAAAGUGCCCGUAUGUGGAAGAGGAGCAUGGAAAUCACAGAGGGAAGGAGGGAGGACGCUUCCACUUCCGGUCCUGACUCUCUUCCCCCUUUCCUCCCUUCUCCUCAUCUUGCCUUUUUCAAUUAUUGGGAAUGGAGAGAGAGUUGGGGAGCGCUCCUUUAAUUGAAAGGGAAAUGCUGGAGUAAAAGGGUGUCGGAUAAGAGCAUUGGAUAAGAUGGAAUUUUGGAUAAGUGAGGCUCUACUGUAAUAUUCCUCUUCCAAUAGACUACUGACAUUUGAAGACUUAAAUAAUACAAAGAAAGGAAUCCUCCCUUGAAGCCUUUGGAAGAUUUGUUUUCCCACCACCUCUCCAACAUUUAUUUUUAAAGACAGGUUUGCACUAUUGUCCCGAUGCCUUUUCUCUUUUCAAGCAUCUCAGGAGCUGGUUUUGUCCAACAAAACAUGCAGAAAUGAGCAUGGAAGCUAUUCUGUACCAAGCCUUCAGAGCUGGGACUAUGUGGAGGCAUCUGGUCUGCCUUAACCGGCAAGUUAAGCAACUUGGUUGGAUUUGGAAGCUCUCUUAAGUGCUUCAUCCUUUAGGAAACAAAUUAGGAGGCAGUAGUGGAGUUCAGAUUUUUAUUAUUUUUAUUCUUAUGCUUUUAUGUUUGUUCUCAGUUGCAAGCUGGGCUUGCAUUUCAAAACAUCUUUCUGUUUGUUUGAAAGAGGUCUGGAUUUUCUUUUUUGUGAAAAAAGAGAGCAUUUACUUUGGUUUCCUGUUUUGUUUAUUUUAAAACUGGGCUUAUGAAGCUCCAAGUACAUUUUUUAUUUUUUUUUAAAGUAAAUUCUUAUGUACAUAUUACAUUGAUAACUGCGGGCAUCAUACUAAAGGGGACAAAUCACCUGUAGUUAUUAAAUGCACUCAACCACUGCUAGGGAGCAACCUCUAACACCCAACCUCACUUACAACCUCAUCACACUAGAGAAUGAAUUCACUUUAAAUCUGGUUUCUGCCUCCUGCAGAAUUCUGGGGUUUGUAGUUUAGAGAAGCUGUUAGAGGCUCCUCCCUAAACUAUAAACCCCAGAAUUGUGCAGGAAGCAGAAACCGGAUUUUAAGUGGAUUCAUUCUCUAGUGUGAUGAGGUCCUUAGAAGAAGCACAGCUGGCAUUACAUUAACGUUGCAGACCCUUCUGUGAAAAGACGCAUUGAAAACCAGCCCAUUCCUCAAGGUGUGUAACUGUAUCUCACUUUCAUUGAUGUUUCAGGAGAUGGAUAGAUUUGAUGUUCCAUCAUAUGCUUCUGGGGAAUGGAACAUGUAACACUUGGAAAGUGAUGUUUCCCUUGAAUCACUGCCAUUUCUCUCAAGACAAUUGUGUCUGUCCUUUAUUUACUACGGAUUUGGUUCUCUCCCUUCUGCCUCCUCGUUCACCAGGACUUUGGAUCUUCACUCUCAUCCACAUGGCUAGGUGUAUAUUUUUCACCUCUUCAAACCCAAAUAGUUUGAAUUUGUACAAUUCAUACCCAAGGGCUAUUCUGUGGGAGCAAAUGGAUGCCAUUUUCAUGUAGGGAGUUCGUAGCCAAAAAAAUACAAUCUGCUGCCAUCAUUUCUUCUCAUCACAGAGGAAGAAAACCAUGUUUUCAAGAAACAAGAGAUAGGUUUGUGGACUGCCAGCAUUUUGAAGUCUAAGUGCUGUAUGUCUAUUUCUUCUCCUAUUGUGAUUAGUUUACAAUUAAAAUUCAGCCAUGGUAAGUUAUUUCUGACAGUGACUGGAUGAACUAUAGCAUAAAUAUAUUACACAAAAUGGUAUUGUAUAUUAAUAUGGUCCUCUCACUUGGCUUCAAUCUCUCCCCCCCCCCUCCCCAUCACUUCCACUACUGCCACCAAAUAGACUUGUACAAAGGUAUUUCCUGUGUACCACAGUGGAGAGGUUUUUUUUAAACACUUUUCAAAUUCUAUCUGUUAAUUUGUAAUUAUGUAAAAAGUAGUUUAUUGUCUGUAAAAAGUUUUGUUUUCUCCCCGUCUUCCAUGUACAUGGAAACAAACCAAAACCCAUCAAAAUUUCAUAAUAGCUUUUAUUUAUCUGCAUUUCAUAAGUGACUUCCUGUAAAAUAUUUUCCCUUCCCUCUAAAUAAAAUUUGAUUUUCUGUCUGAAAA
This is a messenger RNA of Anolis sagrei ordinatus, 13031 nucleotides long. RefSeq names its product A-kinase anchoring protein 13 (gene AKAP13). Lineage: Eukaryota; Metazoa; Chordata; Lepidosauria; Squamata; Anolidae. The record is from RefSeq and is a predicted model, not a curated record. Gene Ontology annotation, molecular function: MAP kinase scaffold activity; guanyl-nucleotide exchange factor activity. Gene Ontology annotation, cellular component: membrane; actin cytoskeleton. Gene Ontology annotation, biological process: positive regulation of canonical NF-kappaB signal transduction; regulation of Rho protein signal transduction; adrenergic receptor signaling pathway.